AUGGCUGUUUGUGUAGCAGUCAUAGCUAAGGAGAACUAUCCUUUGUUCAUCAAGACAGUCCCGACAGACAAUGAGCUCAAGUUCUACUACACGGUGCACACAUCUCUGGAUGUGGUUGAAGAGAAGAUCAGUUCUGUGGGGAAAAACACCAAUGACUUGAGAGAACUCUAUCUAGGGCUGCUGUACCCGACAGAGGACUAUAAAGUCUAUGGUUAUGUUACCAACACAAAAGUCAAGUUCGUUAUCGUUGUUGAUUCUUCGAAUGCUACCUUGAGAGACAAUGAGAUUAGAACAAUGUUCAAGAAACUACACAAUGCUUAUGUGGACAUGUUGUGUAAUCCAUUUUACAAGCCAGGAGAAAAUAUCACCUCUAAAAUGUUUGAGAAUAUCGUUUUGUCAAUGCUGCAGCAAGAUUGA
Messenger RNA from Candidula unifasciata, 417 nucleotides. The record is from the annotation of a GenBank genome assembly. Lineage: Eukaryota; Metazoa; Mollusca; Gastropoda; Stylommatophora; Geomitridae.